Rotaria socialis is the source of this 1017-nucleotide messenger RNA. NCBI's taxonomy places the organism in Eukaryota, Metazoa, Rotifera, Eurotatoria, Philodinida, Philodinidae. The record is from the annotation of a GenBank genome assembly.
AUGGGUUCUUGGGAUGCCGAACGUAAACGUAAAUUGAACGAAGAUUUCGAUAAUAUUUUUCAUGAGCAUGAACGCCUUCAAAAAGAUCUCAACAUAAAUAAUAAUCCGGAAUGCCAAUCUCUGCUACAGUCUAUUGAUAGAUGGGAACAAGACGCUAUAAAAAAAAUUAAAAAGACAGCCAAAAUUGCUCGCAAUGAUGUUCAACGAUUGCUCAAAUCUACUCAUGAUCGGUUACAAAUUGUUUUAUAUGAUUCAGUUACAGAAAAACUACAAGAAACAUUAACACAAAAAGUCGACAUUACUGAAGAUCAAAUUGAUCAAUGGUUGAUAAAUUUAUCGGAAAUUCGUAAGCAACUAGAAAGAGUUUCUUCGACCGUCGAUUUUUCGCAUGAUACAGCCAUUGAUUUAAUCAAAGUAAAACAAAAAAAAUCAUCAGAUGCAUUACACCAAACCAAUUUCGAUUAUCAACAAUUUUAUUUUGAAAAAAUUCGUGGUCAUCCUGUUUUUUAUAAUACUCAACAUCUUAUCAGUGCGACUGCUCCAAUUACUAUUGUUAGUCAAAAUAAAUAUUCUGCUGGCACACAUUAUUUUCGUUUUUCUAUUGAAAAACCUACUGAUGAACUAUUUUUUGGAGUCAUUAGCGAUACUGAUCUUCAUCAAUUAAAACAAAAUAUUCGUCCUAUUGCAUCGAUUUAUGGCUGGUGGAAUAUUGAUCGUCGAGUUAUCGAAGAUCGAAAAGAACCGUAUGUGUCGACACUCAAUUUAAAUGCUGGCGAUGAAGUAAUAUUAACCUUAAAUUGUAAUGCCCGCGAGAUUUUUCUUGAGUAUCCAUCAAUGUGGAAAUCGAAUUCAAUAAAAUUACCCAAUAAGGGACAUGUAUGUCCACCUCCGUGGAGAUUAUUAAUUGAAACAGGUAAACCACGUGAUUUUGGCAUUAAAUUACUCGAUUGGGGUAUAACAGCACACGGAAAAAAUCAUCCAGACAAACGUUUACAUUGCUAUUGUAAGACUGAUUAA